GCCACCACAAGAAGGAGGAAAAGAGAGAGGCAGAGGAAGAAAGAAAGAAGGAAAGAAUAGAGGAAAAGAAAGGAAAGAUUGGUGAAAAGGGAGGAAGAGGAAAGAGGGGGCCAUCGUCUUCUUCCUGGGCCUUCACUACGGCGGCAUUCAACUGUGAUCGGGAGCCACAGGACCAACUCCGUUCUUUCAUUUCGUCCGUUUUUUCAUCCCUUGGAGCUGCGGUGUUUGGGCAAGACGCUAUGGCUCCAAAGGUUGCAGUCCCGCAAGCCAGAGGUGAACCGAUAGUUGCUGGUAAGCAGAAACCUGCGGUUGCAGAUGCAAAGAAUCGCCGUGCUCUUGGGGACAUCGGCAAUGUGGUUGUUACUCGUUGUGUCGAAGGUAAACAACCUCAACCACAACUCUCACGCCCCAUCACAAGGAGCUUUGGUGCUCAACUUCUGGCAAACGCACAGGCAGCAGCAGCAACUAAGAAAAAUCCGGCAGCUGCGGCAGCACCAGUGGCUGAUGUUGGAGUAAAGGCGGUUGCGAAGAAAGUUGGUGCCAAGGUGAAGGUGGAAACCGUGAUCGAAAUCAGCCCAGAUACGAAUGAGGGCAUCGAGGAAAAAUCAGGAAACAGGAAAGCUUCAAGACAGGGUUCAUCGAAGAAGAGAGCUCCCACUCUUACUAAGAUCCUUACUGACAGAAGCAAGUAUGCUUGUGGAAUAACUGAAAAAUCCAAAGAAAAAGAUCAUAAUAUUGAUUGCGGGGACGCGGAUGAUCAAUUGGCAGUCGUGGAGUAUGUUGAUGACAUAUACAAAUUUUAUCGACUUGCAGAGGCUUCAUGUAAAAUUCCUGACUAUAUGGACGCACAAACUGAACUGAAUUCAAAGAUGAGAGCCAUCUUGGCCGACUGGCUGGUUGAAGUGCACUUAAGAUUCGAACUAAUGCCUGAAACUCUCUACCUAACAAUGCACAUUAUUGAUCGAUUCCUUUCGAUCAGAGCUGUCCCAAGAAGAGAUCUUCAGCUAGUUGGUGUAACGGCUAUGCUCAUUGCCUGUAAAUACGAAGAGAUUUGGGCCCCUGAGGUCAAUGAUUUCGUAUGCAUAUCAGAUAGAGCAUACACCAGAGAUCAAAUAUUGGUUAUGGAAAAGACUAUUCUGAAUUACCUUGAGUGGAGUCUAACUGUUCCCACCCCUUAUGUUUUCUUACUCAGAUUUUUGAAGGCAUCCACUUCUGAUCAGCAGCUUGACGCAAGAACAAUGGAGCACCUGGUGUUCUUUUUUGCUGAACUAAGCUUGAUUCAGUACUCCAUGAUAACUUACUGCCCGUCCAUGAUAGCAGCAUCUGCCGUGUAUGCCGCUCGACGCACGCUCAAUGCAAGUUCUUCUUGGACGGAAGCUCUUAAAAAACAUACCUCCUACUCAGAAGAGCAAGUAAAAGAGUGUGCAAGCCACAUGGUGCACUUCCAUUCAACUGCUGUAGGCAGCAAGCUUAAGGUUGUUCACAAGAAGUACUCGAGUGCCCAACUUGGGUCAGUUGCACUUCUUCCUCCAGCAGCCGAACUGCUCGCAGAGAGGAGGGCUACCUUCUGAUAGUCAUUGUGGUUUCAUCUGCUUCUCAGCAGCAGCAGCAGCAAAUCUCUCUUGCAAUUGAGAAGAGGGAAGGACGAGAGGUCGCUCACCUGUGUGACCCAUGUGUUGGAUGAUGUGUCUGCUAUAUAUGUUUCUUUGUCACUUUCUGUUUGACAUUUUGUAGUUACAAUUCUCAAGAGUACAUGAAACUAAUGUGUUUCAAACUGAAACAAACUCAUUUGGCAUAUGUUGGUUACUCGCUCCUCAAGAGUACAUGAAGACAUGAAAUUUAUGUGUUUCGAACA
Molecule: messenger RNA, 1855 nt
Organism: Nymphaea colorata (pocket water lily)
Lineage: Eukaryota; Viridiplantae; Streptophyta; Magnoliopsida; Nymphaeales; Nymphaeaceae
Product: G2/mitotic-specific cyclin S13-7-like
Exons: 10
Coding region: 240-1571 (443 amino acids)
Biological process (GO): regulation of cyclin-dependent protein serine/threonine kinase activity; mitotic cell cycle phase transition
Cellular component (GO): cytoplasm; centrosome; nucleus
Molecular function (GO): cyclin-dependent protein serine/threonine kinase regulator activity
Source: RefSeq, a predicted model, not a curated record